Chlamydomonas reinhardtii is the source of this 2858-nucleotide messenger RNA. RefSeq lists its product as uncharacterized. Lineage: Eukaryota; Viridiplantae; Chlorophyta; Chlorophyceae; Chlamydomonadales; Chlamydomonadaceae. The transcript is spliced from 2 exons. The coding region runs from base 48 to 1760 and encodes 570 amino acids. The record is from RefSeq and is a predicted model, not a curated record.
CUCCUGUUCAUCUCUGCACCGAGACGCACCGACACACCGAGACGCAGAUGGCUCAAGUCCAGGCGGUCAUAGCAGACCUGGCAUCAGAGUACGAGCGAAGUCGCCGCUUCCUUGACGACUUGGAGCAGAGCCUCAAGCCGCCGCCGCUGGCCCCGCCGCCGCCGCCGCGCCAGCACGCCAUCGAUGAGGACGCCGACGUCUGCCUGGCAGCCCCCGCCGUAGCCGCAGCCGGCGAUUGCGACUCCUCCGACUCCGAGGUAGACGAGGACGCCGCGGCCCCCGUCCAGAUCAAGACCAACAAGAUAGCGUCCAAGCUCAAGUCCAUGUUCUCUCGCGGCAGCUUCCUAAAGGCCCGGUCCGCGGCUCCGCAGGCGGCGGCGGCGCCAGCCGCUGUCGCCAGCAACGGCAACGGCGGCGACACGGCGCACCGCCGCACUCGGCGACCCUCCAUUGUGAGCAUUGGCCUGCUCGGCGGCGGCGAGGCAGGCAGCGAGGACUGGUCGCCCUUGGGCUGCUCUCGCGCCGCCGCCGGCGGCAUGCUGCCGGGCCGCACGGCCAGCUUCCAUCAGGGCGCUGGCAGCGCGGCUGGCCGCAGCCACCUGCUGCUGCAACAAAGCACCAGCGGCAACAACAUGCCGCUGCGGCGCGGCUCUCUGGACCUGUACAGCAGCUCGGCGGCGGCGGCGCAGCAGGCGGCGCUGCUGGCGUCCGGCCGCAUGUCGAUGGAGGCCAAGUGGGGCGCAGCACCGCUGGCGUGCGGCGGUGGUGGCGGACCCAUGGAGCCAGCGCCGCAGCAGUCCGCGCGGCGCAUGAGCGGCGUCCUGGCACACACGCCCUCGCUGCGUGCUAUGUCCUUGACCGCCGCCGGCGGCGGACGUGCAGGCAGCGGAUGCGACACGGGUGGCGCUGACGUCGGGCGCCUGCUGCCCUUGUUGGCCGGGGUGGCCUCGGAGGUGGCUGCUGGGGACCGCCGACACCAGCUGCUGCGUGGUGAGGAGUCACGGGGGGGCCCCAGCGACACCGAUCACAACGCCGAGGAGGCAGGCAGCGCUUUCAACUCGCAGCAGGCGUCGCCGUCGCAGAGGCACGCCGUGGGGGCGGGCAUGCGGCGUGCCUCCUUCACCCUGCGCCGGGAGGGUAUGGGUGGCAGCGAGGCGGCGAUGCCUGAUGGCGGCACCAGCUACCCCGCUGCUGCAAGUGGGAUGGUGUCGAGGACCGACUCCAUGCGGCGUAACUCGCUGCUGGCAGGGGCCAGCUCCGUCUCGCAGCGCUCCCUGGCAGCGGCAACCGACGAGGACAGCGGUGUCCCUUCGCCGGCUGCCGCCGCCAUGCUGCACUCGCCCUCCAUGCGCGCCCGGCCGGGCUCUGUGCCUUCGGUGCCGCUGGUGCUGCAGUCGCCGUCCGGCAACGCGGCGCCCGGCAGCGGCCGCACCUCCUCCAUGCCACAGGCGGCGCUCCUGCCCGACAUCACCGCCAGCAACGGUCUGGGCCGCGUGGACAGCGGCCGCCGCCUUAGCAUCGGCAACUACGGCAGCGGAGCGCUUGGGCACGCCGGCAGCGGCCUUGUGCACGGCAGCAGCAGCAGCGGCGGCGGCGGCCCGGGAUCACCCGGUGGGAUGGGCGCAGCGGGCGCGGCGGCGGCAGGGUCUCCUGGGGCGACGGCCCUGCGUAUAGCCAGCCAACGCCGCAUGAGCUCCGGCCCUCACGCGCUGGUGCCCACAGGGGCCAACGGCUUCCAGGGAACCAUGCACGUGAUCUGAAAUUGCAUCGGUACGAAACUCGAUUUCGUUUGCUAAAAAUGCAUUAAAAGUGGUACUGUGACUCUCGAAGAGAACUGGAUGUGUCUGAAUGUGUGAACACGGGGACAAGAUGGCUAAUGGGCGCAGGGGUUCCAGUUGGGGUAUUUGGAUGUACGUACCGUAUCCGCGGAUUCACCGAAUGGUACGGUGGUGCUUCCGCUGCAACACCACGCUUUCCCUAUAUGCGUCCGUUCAGGGAAUAAAUAACACAUGAGUCUGAUUGUUACUCCUGUUGCAUGGCCUGAUGCGGCAAGAGAAAGGAUAAGUGAGGGCGGCGUGGCGUCUUUGGUAUGACUGAUGUACGGCCUGCUGCCUUGGGGAGCUGGGACACCGGCACGGUGCGAAAGUGCACAACGUGCUCCUGAUCGUCCGUUUUGGAGGUUACAUGUGGACUCGCAUUUUGUGCUACUAACUGCUGGUUUCUCUCCUUGCCUGUUUGCUCCGAUGGGCUCCGACAACCUCCUCUGGCAUCGUAGUGCGCAUUUCGUUUCCUUAAAGCAUCUUCGAAAUGACUGUCCCUUACGUUGACCAUACCGUUCGAUCAAUGCGCAGACGUCGAACAGGCAAGUAAUGUGGACAAAGGGAAAUCGUUUUGUUUUAAGCAAUGGGACAGGACUAUGCGAGUUGCAAAGGACGCCUGGCUGUGCUCCUAACGCCAUAACGCCAUUGGCUACAGUGCACACUCACUCAUUUUUGAAGUGGGCAUAGGCCCGAAAACUAUUAAUCCAAAGGGCCAGAAUAAGUGACGGCAAGGUUAGAGGGCGGUCGAGGACGUGACUUGGUUAUUCAUGAGGACGAUUCGGACACCGGCGUGUGUGUGUGUGUGUGUGUGUGUGUGUGUGUGUGUGUGUGACUACGGUUUCCACGGUUAUUCUGCCAGAUCACGUGAAUCGUGUAUCUGGUAUAACCAACGACAGGGCUCUCAAUCGAGGGCUGCCGUGACCUGGCGUUUCCCCGGCAGAGCGCAACCAGCUCUGGAGUCCACAGGGCAACGCACUCCGACCCUUCACCGCGCCAGUAAUCCUUGCGGAAUUACUACCGGUGUAACAACCUCAGACC